AUGAGAAGGGCAAUGCAUAGUUUUACUAAUCUAAAAAGUCAGAUAGCAGGAGAAAGUGUUGAAUUUAAGGAAGCAGUGAAAAUAGUAUUGGGCCAAGAGAUGGUGCCUAGUGAACAGGUAGGGAUGUUGCUGUACUUGUUAGAAACAAGGUACAAGGACAAAGUAUUUGAAAUUGAGUAUCUACCUAAUCAAACAAAAACAGAAUCAAUUCCAAGCGAGUUAGAUUUUGUGGAAAUUGUAAGUAGAUUUGGAGCGGGCUUAUCAAUGGUCAAUAACUCGUACUUUAACCAUGUCUCUUCCUUUAUAACGAUGUACAUUGAGAAUGUGGUUGAAAUUCGCAAGAAAGGCGGUGAGUGUUAUUUUGACAAAAAGUUGGCUUUGUUAGAUAAGAUAUUUGAGAUAUUUAGCACGCGAUCUAAUGAGGAAAAGGACCUGUUUUUUGUCCCGUCGGAGGUUAUGGAUAUAAUGGUGGAGUUAAGUGAUAUUAGUCAAGAGGAAGGUCAGCUGUCUAUUAUUGAUAUGGUGAAUACUCUGCUGCGCAGUGAAGGACGAAUUCGAGUAAUGGUAGCUCUGAAAAAGGGACUGCGGGAGGUGUUUGAUGAUUUGCGGAUGAUUAUUCUGGUGGUUAAGGAACUGGGAAUUGGUCUGCUGGAGGAUCUUUAUGAAGCGGCUGAGAUUAUUCAUCUAAGAGAGACUAAGAGAGUGUGUGAGGGAGAGUCAAAGACUCUUUUAUGGCUGUCGGAGUACCUGAUGCAUGAGAUUAAGAAGUGGGUGAUAGAGGAACUGGAUGAUCUCAUCAUUUAUUUUGACCCGACUUCGCCCAAGCUAGCUAGUAUUUUGGUUAUUAAAACUCCAGAUAGUGCAGUCUUUAAAACUGAGCGAUUCAGUGUGGAUGUUUGCAAUACGCGCAUUCUGUACGAGGUGCUUAGAAGUAUGUGGCACUCACAAGUCCAGGCCAAUACGGUGCUUUUGGAAAUUGGCGGGCUGGUAGAACGGGUCGAAAGCGGUAUAUGGAGUCUGUUCACCAGGACCUUUAAGCUGAGUAUUAUAAAAUGUAAGGUUCGGUUUACGCCGAAAGCGACUACUGAAAGUGCGGAGUUACUGAAGGACUUCUUUUUGUCUAAAAUCACUGAAACAAUUACCCAACUAUCUAUCUCUCCGCUGAUUAACUUAGGUGAGCCUGUAAUGAAAGCACUGGCCCAAAACCUCCAACUUGAGUCACUAUCUCUACUUGAAGUAGAAAGACGUAAUGAAGUUUUGGGGUCCAUUGAAGACUUCUUAUUGUGGAUCUUUUCCAACCACGCCGCCUUUGCGCACUACUUGAAAUACCUUACACUUAUCUUUCCAAACUCGCCUACUACUCUGGCCGCCUUGUCUAAUAUGGUCUUUCCAGCCGUUGAGUCGUUUGAAAUCAACUUUCUGUUAAACAAGGGACAAACCUUGGAGAGAAACUCAGAAUCCCAAGAACUAAGCCAACUAAUCAACAAGAAAGUCUUUCCUACUCUGAAAGAAGCUACUGUGCAAAACCGGCUGGUAAGUCAGCAGGAGGUCGAAGCCAUCAAUGCUAAUCUGAAGAUGGUUCAGACCCGGCACGGUCGUUUUUACUGUCCGAUGGGAACAUCCUACAUUAAACAGGCGAUAUACACUUUCAAACAGGCCGAGAGCAUGUCGCUGAAUGCCGGAAUCGUUUUUCUGAUCCAGGAGAGUUUCGUGAUGACCUGGCUUGAAAGUCUUGGCACCACGGGUCCCCGAGAGUGUAUGACUUGCCAAGGGUCUUAUGUAAGUCAGGGCCAUCGAACUCUCGUGAUCUUUCCUUGUGGGAACAUCUUUCAUGUGGACUGUGCCUCCCGUUCUUUUGCCCAGAAGAAGAAUCUGUGCUGUUCAAUGUGUCGCAAGAAGGUCCACAUGUACAAAGGAUUGGCCAUGGCAGUCGACACUCAGUUCAACAAAAGCCUACAGGACGAGGCUGCGCCCAGCACCUUCUGUUCCCAAAAGCUUGGCGGGGGCUUAUCAUUAUUCCGUAUAGAAUAA
Messenger RNA from Nematocida homosporus, 2031 nucleotides. RefSeq lists its product as uncharacterized. Bases 1 to 2031 code for a protein of 676 amino acids. Lineage: Eukaryota; Fungi; Microsporidia. The record is from RefSeq and is a predicted model, not a curated record. The transcript has a single exon.